UCGGCGGUAGUUUUGGCUCCGCAGAGCCGCAGGACGCAGCGGACUGUCGCGGCUCCGCUCGAUGGUUCACCGGCGCCACGCGGAGGAACCGUCCACCGCCCGCAGUGUGACAGCAGUGUCACCAUGCUGAAGCCAGGUGACCCGAGUGGCUCUGCCUUCCUGAAGGUGGACCCGUCCUACCUGCAGCACUGGCAGCAGCUCUUCCCUCAGGCCCAGCUCAAAGCCCCGCUCGGCCCGCCUCAGCCUCCGCCGCCUGAGCGCCUCUCCAUCCCCGUGGACGCCUUGCGACCAUCCCGCCUACACAGCCACCUCCUGACCUCUACACAUUGCACUUCCUCCUCCUCGUCUUCUUCCACCUCUUCCUCAUCCUCAGCAGCAGCAGCAGCAGCAGCGUCUUCUUCAGCGGCAGCAGCAGCUCUGACCUCAGUCUCCUCCAUCUCCAUCACUUCCUCUGCAGGGCUGUCCCAGCUGCCCGUGCCGCAGCAGAUCGCACUGUUUGGCCAGGCGUUGGCCCCGGUGUGUGCCGGUCCUGGAGGACAAGGAGGAGGAGGAGGAGGAGGAGAAGAGCUGGUGGUGGUCGUGCCCCCAGAGAACCAGCAAGGUCACAACCCAGUGGCAGCAGCAGCGGCGGCAGCAGCAGUGGGGCUCCUCCAUCAGGCCAAGGAGCCGAGCUGUGGGGUGGUGGGCGUGGUGUCAUCCAGCGUGAAGAGCAGCAGUACAGCAGGAGGAGGAGGAGGAGGAGGCGAGGAGGCCAGCAAAGGAGUGACAGGGAGGUUCAAGCUGACGUCCGAGGAGCUGGACUACUACCUGUACGGACAGCAGCGGAUGGAGAUCAUCCCGCUGAGCAACCACACGGGCGAGCUCAACAACCGUUGUGAUAUGUGUGCAGACAACAGGAACGGCGAGUGUCCAAUGCACGGUCCGCUGCAUUCUCUGCGCCGGUUAGUCGGCACCAGUAGCACGGCGGCGCCCGUCACCCUGCCCGACGUUCCCGAUUGGCUGAGAGACCUUCCCAGAGAGGUGUGUCUGUGCACCAGUACGGUACCAGGUCUGGGUUAUGGCAUCUGUGCAGCCCAGAGAAUCCCUCAGGGAACCUGGAUUGGCCCAUUUCAGGGAGUUCCUCUGCUGAUCGACAAAUUUCACUCUGGAGCCGUCAGGAACACGAGACACCUGUGGGAGAUCUACGAUGCAGAAGGGACGUUACAGCACUUUAUCGACGGCAAUGAUCCCAAUAAGUCCAGCUGGAUGAGGUACAUCCGUUGUGCGAGACACUGCGGCGAACAGAACAUGAUGGUUGUACAGUACAGGUCGUGCAUCUUCUACCGAGCGUGCAUGGACAUCCCUAGAGGAACCGAGCUUCUGGUUUGGUACAACGACUCCUACACUUCUUUCUUCGGCAUCCCGCUGCAGUGCAUCGCUCAGGACGAAAACUUAAACGUCCCGGCCACGGUGAUGGAGGCCAUGACGAGACAGGAGUCCCUCCAGUCCUUCAGCAAGAACACUAAACCUUCCUCCUCCAGCUCUUCCUCCUCCUCGUCUCCUUCCACCUCCCUCAUGCGCUCCAUGGUCUUCCCCCAUUCCCCUUGCUCCAGGAGUUUCUCCUUAUUGGACAAAGUCGGGGCUGGGGUCCAGUCAGACUCCAGUUUUUGUCAGUUGGGCUCAAAAAACCAGAGAGUCCUGGCGAGUCCGACUUCCACCAGCCAGCUGAGCGGCGAGUUCAGCGACUGGCACCUGUGGAAGUGUGGCCAGUGCUUCAAAACCUUCACCCAAAGAAUCCUGCUGCAGAUGCACGUGUGUCCACAGAACCCCGACAGACCAUAUCAGUGUGGCCACUGCUCGCAGUCCUUCUCUCAGCCUUCAGAACUGAGGAAUCACGUGGUGACGCAUUCCAGUGACCGGCCGUUUAAAUGUGGAUACUGCGGGCGGGCAUUCGCCGGCGCCACGACACUCAACAACCACAUCCGGACGCACACCGGAGAGAAGCCGUUCAAGUAAGUAACAGUGCGAGCGCUGCGACCGCAGCUUCACCCAGGCCACCCAGCUCAGCCGCCACCAGAGACUUCCCAACGAGUGCAAACCAACACAUGAGACCAGCGAGUCCAUCGAGGUGGACUAGCUCCUGAUGAACGUUUACCGACGACGACAGUGACAGGUCCCAACUGUUCCAUAUGUGACGCAGAAACCCAAAGCCGAGUCAUCCUCCAGGUUUAAACACAGAGAAACAUUCAUGAAAAUCGGAUCACUAAACUGAUCAACUCUGUGCUUGUAAAUGUUUCACUCAAACUGAUCCAGACUUCAUACGCAAAUGGCAUCGGUGUGCAAGUUAAGCUAACAAAAAGCCAAACGAUUAGUGCACCUUAGUGGCCGGUUUCGGUCCAAAUGACGUACGCUUUACAAACGCUGUCCAUUCCCCGGAAACUCUGCUGAUAUUGUGAUGCCACAAUGUGAGAACAUUAAAGACGGGAAAAAGAAUCGGACGAGUGCCCGUCUCCAACCACUGACCCGUCAGGCAGGGAACCGAUAGCACAAGUUGUAAUGGUGAAAGAAAAAUCAAUAAAAAUUUAUAUAAAAAAUGGAUAGAAAGACAGUUUGAAGAUGCGCUAACAUGCUCUUCACCUGCCGUCACUCCAGAAAAGUAGAAUUUUUUUUAGAGUACAAAAUUGAGAAUUCUAAAAUAUCCUACCAAGAGUUUUAAGAAUCUGUUGAGCGUUAAUGUCAAAUUCAACAUUCUGAUUCCACAGUUGACUUUACACCGCCACUUUGGUAGUCUGUGGAGCAGUCACAUUCUGCUACCUCAUGACCGACAGACACGGGGCCUGGUGACAGACAUGGCGCCUGGUGACUGACACGGGGCCUGGUGACUGACCGACUGACACGGGGCCUGGUGACUGACACGGCGCCUGGUGACUGACCGACUGACACGGGGCCUGGUGACUGACACGGCGCCUGGUGACUGACCGACUGACACGGGGCCUGGUGACUGACCGACUGACACGGGGCCUGGUGACUGACACGGCGCCUGGUGACUGACCGACUGACACGGGGCCUGGUGACUGACCGACUGACACGGGGCCUGGUGACUGACACGGCGCCUGGUGACUGACCGACUGACACGGGGCCUGGUGACUGACCGACUGACACGGGGCCUGGUGACUGACACGGCGCCUGGUGACUGACCGACUGACACGGGGCCUGGUGACUGACACGGCGCCUGGUGACUGACCGACUGACACGGGGCCUGGUGACUGACCGACAGACAGGGGCCUGGUGACUGACACGGCGCCUGGUGACUGACCGACUGACACGGGGCCUGGUGACUGACCGGCUGACACGGGGCCUGGUGACUGACACGGCGCCUGGUGACUGACCGACUGACACGGGGCCUGGUGACUGACCGACUGACACGGGGCCUGGUGACUGACACGGCGCCUGGUGACUGACCGACUGACACGGGGCCUGGUGACUGACCGACUGACACGGGGCCUGGUGACUGACACGGCGCCUGGUGACUGACCGACUGACACGGGGCCUGGUGACUGACACGGCGCCUGGUGACUGACCGACUGACACGGGGCCUGGUGACUGACCGACAGACAGGGGCCUGACCUCUCUUCAUUUUAACACCAACCACAACCUGGUAACACAGACGAGCGCAACUUACACAAAGUGGGCAUGAAAAUGACAACAGCAUCAAGUGGAAACUUGUAGUUGCACAGCUAAAAAGAUUGAACCAGAUGCCAUCAGUCUGCGCUAACCCCCCCCCCCCCCCCCAAAAAAAAACAAAAAAACAACAAACAAACAGAACUGCCUCAACACGUCAUCACUUCCUCACCUAUGGUGUUCUACAGUGUGUUAAGUGGGUAAUAAAAAAACAGUCCCAUUCAUUUUUCCUAUCAUAUUUUAACGUUCACAUACAUAAUGAGAAGCUAACGUGUUUCAAAGAAUGUCCAAAAAUAAGGUCCAGAAUCAUGGUAAAUAACAGAAUUUUAACUUGAUGCUUUAAACCUGUACCUCACAGAGCGAUGAAUGCUGACGAAUGUAACGUUUUUUGCGUUUUGUCAGGGUUCGUUAAUUGGCUGCAAAAUAGUUUGCAAACAGUUUUUAGGUUCAGAAACUAUAUUUCUUGUUGCAAAUAACAUAAAUAACAUGUCCAAAAUUACUUAGCAUAUAUCUAUCUAUCUAUACAUAUACAUGCAUGCAUAUAUAUAUAUAUAUAUAUAUGCAUGCACACACACACAGUUUUUUCUAUUACUUUUUAAAACACUGCUAUGUACCAUAAUUCUGCACUUCGUUAUUGGACAUUAUUUGAAAUAUGUUGGCUUCUCAUUAUGUACAUAAAUACUAAAAUAUGAAGGGAAAAAAGAAAUUAACUCGCUAAUGUUUAGUCAUGGUGUACGUUUUCCGGCUGCUCAGAUGUGAUGACAUGAGCUGUUUUUGUAUCUCCAGAUUUUAGCUCUCAAAUUUUUUUUUUUUUUGCUUUUGCAGGGUCGACAACAGAAUUAUGCAAGGAUUACCAGCUUCAUGAUAGCACACUGUAACUUAGCGGUUCCAUUGCUGAAAAUAAAUAAAAUUAUUCUAAAUAAUAAUAAUAACCAUAAUGAUCAGUUUAAAUUGGAGCUCUACGAUUUCUCAGCUUUUGUAAGCUAAAAAUGAUUGUUCUGGUCGUUUGUCCUGUGAAUAAUCAGGAUUUAUCUGGAAUCGUUCACUCACCUGAAUUAAAUCUCAAAUCAAUAAUCGUGACCGACUGAUUUAUGUUCAACUCACCUCUCAGCUGCUCUCGACUGUUAAGGAACUUUACUGUUUCCUGACUAACAGAAGAAGGACCUUAAAGCUACAAUUCCUGCUGGACAGAAUUCCGAGUCAACAAGCCAAAGAUCCUUUGAUUUCUCCCAUCAGGAACAGACAAAAGAAUUUCAGAUGGAGUCUGAUUAAUGAAUGGAAUUUUUGGACAGAAGAUAUUUAUUGGAGACUUUCGGGAAUCCCAUCCAGUUUCCCUCCAAUGAAAACUCCUUGAUGAAAUGGAGAUAAAAAAAAAGACUGUUGGUCCGUCUGUAGCUUUACUUCUUGGUUUCUGUUUUUCUUUUUCAACAGCGAUGCCAAAGGACGGGCGUGACCAAAGCUAAUGAUGGCGAGAAUGCACAACACCACUAACAUCUGAAGACCAGUUUUACAUAACAAACUACACGAAAAGCCUACACGGAGUAUGUAUAGUAAAAAGAAAAAGAAAAAAAAAAAGAAGUCAUAUUCUAUUUAUCAGACUCAUAUCAUGCUUCAGGCACUUUUGUUUGAAAAAUGUUAUUUAAUUUUGCAGCUCUGUCUGGAAACUUAAAGUUUUAAUGAAGGUGAUUUCUUAUAGAAAUAAUCCUGCAUCUUCUGGUAGAAAAUUUUCUUUUUUCUUCUUCUUCCUCAUUUAGCAUAAAAAUAAUUUUAAGGUUGAAAAAAAAUUCACUUUCACUUGCUUCAACUUCAGACAUCUGUAUAGAUGAUAUCUGAUCAUAUAUUCAUAAAGUCCAAAGAACAAAUCAUGUUGAUUUUCAAAAAGGUUCUCAUUGUGUUCUCAUUUGUGUAUUUGUAUAUAGUGUCAUUAUGAUACACUUUGUAAGAAAAUAAGGCUAAAAGCACAGUUAUUACAUGAAUACCAAAUAGGUUUUUGUGCCUAAAAGUCAAAAAGCUUUAAUAAUAAUAAUGAAAAUAAUGUGAAAACUGUAAUUUCCCAAAGACCAACGCGGUGACGAACGUCUGAGCCAACAGCCGAAACCAAAACACAGGGACCUGUGAGAAAUUCUCACAGUGGUCACACAGACAUCUGUAAGAGUGCAAUAAAUAAUCCUCACGAGCAAGCUAGCUCACCUAGCGGGACUGCCACUAAAUAUAGCUAACUUCUAAAACACUUGUGAGCUUUAUUGGGAAAGAAAUAACUAAAUACUGCGAAUAUGUGCUUAUCAGGUAGCGCUGGACUACUAGCUAGUUCUUAUUUACGAAGUAAUUUAACAUCAUCACAUAAGCGAGAUUUUUGAAAAUAGCGUUGAUGAUUAGCGUCAGCCAUUUCCAAGGACAGAAACUCAGAUAGGAGAAGGAAAACUAGACACAAAUAAUUGUUUUUUUUUAGAAAAGAAUGAAAUUGGUGUUGAUGAAAAAUACAGUGAAGCCACGUUGUAGGAAGUAGCAACAUUUCCUUGAACUCUUACAGAUGUAUUUGUGACUAAAAGCAGAUUUUUGGUCUCUUUAGUGGAAUCAUGCUGCUCUUUCAGAAUGUAUUGAUCCAGUGCUGUAUAUAGAAAAAUAAAAAACAAAAGCUUUUUUAAAAUAUUGAAUCUGUGGGACUGAGGUGAAAUUAUUCAACUUAGUAAAGAAUUAUCACAAGUUUAUGAUGAAGGGGUUGAAAAUGAUUCACUUUCUUUUCACAUCUGUGUGAACCCAGAUUUUUUUUAAAAGAUUUAUGGAAGGAAAACCAGCACAAAACAGCUCGCAAUAAAUGUACUAAUUAUCGCUGUCUGAGUCGUCUAAUCACCCACAAAUACUAAACCGAAGAGGCAAUUAAUUAAAACGUCAUAAUCAAUUAAACAGUGAAUGUUUAUAAACUGCCACCUUUGUAAACCUAUAAAACGGUGACCUCCAGUGGUCAAAAGUCAGAUGACACGUUCAGAAAGGCACCCUGGGUAAUAUUGGAGCCACCAAAAUGAAGCGCAAAUGGGCCAAGGUGAUUUGAAUUCAUCAUAAAAAACAAAAUAAAAUCAGCUUUGUUCCCUUUGACAUGCAGGAUUCCUGUUUUUAUAAAGUUUGUUUACACUUUUUAAUGAAAUAACUUUACAAAAAUGAAACUUUCAUCUGAACAGAAAGUGAAUCAUGCUGGGCCCUCACGAUGAUUAAUCAUUUCCUUGUAAUGUGAUCAGAAGACAUGAAUCCUCAACAGAUUGCAUGAUUUUUCCUCUUAUUACUUUUUUACUGAAUGAGAUUAAAACCAAAAAGAUGCUGUUCCAAAGGAAAUAAAGCAGAAAUACACUUUUGAUCCA
Messenger RNA from Thalassophryne amazonica, 7013 nucleotides. It is a transcript of the gene prdm6, whose product is annotated as PR domain containing 6. Bases 124 to 1995 code for a protein of 623 amino acids. Gene Ontology annotation, cellular component: nucleus. The record is from RefSeq and is a predicted model, not a curated record. The transcript has 9 exons. Lineage: Eukaryota; Metazoa; Chordata; Actinopteri; Batrachoidiformes; Batrachoididae. Gene Ontology annotation, molecular function: histone methyltransferase activity; protein binding.